Messenger RNA from Tetrahymena thermophila SB210, 3780 nucleotides. RefSeq names its product transmembrane protein, putative. The transcript has 7 exons. NCBI's taxonomy places the organism in Eukaryota, Ciliophora, Oligohymenophorea, Hymenostomatida, Tetrahymenidae. The record is from RefSeq and is a predicted model, not a curated record.
AUGGAAAAUAUAAUCUAAUAGCAUGAAGAUAUUUGUUACGACUAUGACUCCUGCUUCUGUAGUUAGCAAAUAUAGUAAAACAGUACUACUAUAAUUACAGAUUUCUUAGACUUUAAAAGAAGAAAGCAGUAUAUUAACAGCUAUGAGAUUAAUAAUAAUAAUAUUCUACUUAUAGAACUACAAAGAUAUAACAUAAUCCUAGUAAAAUAAAGAAUGGGUAUAUAUGUAAGAGCUUAAGUAAAUGCAAUUAUAGAGUAAGCUAAUCAAUAAUAUCUUAACUAUUCAAGUAUUUCUUUGAAUGUUGUUAAUAACUUAGACACAAUUAAAGACCUUAAGUCAAUUAUUUAAUACGAUGAGUACCUAGUAAAUGUAGAAACAAAAUUUUAGGAAUGCAUCAGCCACAAAAGAAAGCUAUUAGAAUAAAUAUCUUCUCAUCAUAUCAAUUUAAAUUACUUAAAAAAGGAUUUACAGAAUUUAUAUUAUGUAAGAAAUUAGUUGGAGAAGUAACUAUUUAUGCUUUCUUCUCUUUAAAUACAGAGCACUUAUCUCAAACAACUUUGUAAUGCAUACAACAUAUCCUUUAAAUUUGAUGAAAGAUUUAGCUAAAAUUUGAAAAAAUUAAAUAUUUAGAGGAACAGAAAUUUAUAAUUUUUAAUCGAGGAAGGGUGCGGAUUUUUUGUGUCUCUCUCUGGUAUUAGUUUAGGUAAUAUUACUAAAACGACAAGAAAUUUUAGUGAAAUAACCAACACUUUAUCUAAUGGCAUCGGAAAAAAUAUUGAUUUUUUAAUCCCUAAGCAGUUAUAAAAAAGCCAUGAAAAGCUAUUAAAAAAUUUCCUUUAUAGAGACGGAGUUGAUAAUAGCACAUUUAAUAAACCCCUUUUGCUAGGCUGUGAUGAAAAAGGAUGGGCUUUUCCAUUUGAGUUAAAAUAUCAGCUAACUCUAAUAGAUAAUUCUCAAAUCGGUUUAGCUUGUCAUUUAAAAAAACACCCAGAUGAUCAUUUCUAUGCUAGUGUAAAUCUCAAUGUUGAAUGUUAAGUUAUAACAAUGAGCUACAAACUUUAUAAAUUGCUUUUUAGUUAAUCAUAAAUAAAAUUAUAAAUAAAUGAAAUAAAACUAUCUUAGUACAUUCCUCUACUAAUCCAUAUUAUCUAAUAAUUUUUAGCUUCAGCAGAGAAAGAUAAUAAACUUUAGGCUACCAAAUCAAAUCAUGAAACUUUAUUUAUUUUGCCUAAUAAAUCAAAUAAUUUAGAAGUAAUUGAUACAAAAUAGAAAUUUUCCGAAUCUGUCAUGAAAUGUAAUGUUUAUUUAGUUUCACUAGGCUUAGAAAUACAUAACAAGCACUUUAUGGAGUUCCUCAACAUUUCAUUUGAUAAAAUUUAGCUUGUAACGGAAUAAUAAAAAAAAUUAGAUUACGUACUGAGCUUAAAUAGACAUCUAACUAAUCAAGAUAUCUCUAUUUAUAGUGAAAUUAAAAAUGAAUAGACAUCAUUAAAUAUUAUCAAUAUCCUUGAUAUUAAUACUAAUAUAGAAUCUCAAACACAAAGAGAUAUGAAAUCACCUAUGAAUUUAAUUUGUAACAUUACUUCUCCAACAAAUAUUAUUACUAGCUUGAAUGAUUUAGACCAAGAUAAAGAAAAUUUUCUGAAAAGACAAAUUAAUUAAACUAUUGAAGGAAGUGGCAUGCAAAAUUUGAGUGCUUUAAAUGAUAUUUUUAAUUUGCUUAGAAGGAAUAGUCCUGAGUCAAAAUAUAACAGCACUAAUGCAACAAAUUAAAACCAUAUUCCUAAUUAAAAUCUGUAAUCUUUAAAUGAAAAUUCAUUUUAAAUUGUUUUAGAAUCAGAAAGAAGCAAAUUAAAUCACACUUUUUAGCAAUCUUAUGUCAAAUCUUAUAGCUCUGAUUAAGUCUAAUCAUCUUAGUAAUUACUAUAAUUACUUUAACCGACAUGCUUGAGCCAUCAUACUUCAAGUACAACUAUUAGGAGUAGUUAAGAAAGCGCUUAGUAAAUACAAAAUAUUAUUUAAAAUGCUUUGACAGAUUAGAAUGGAACUUUUGCCUAAAUUUGUAACUAAGCAUUAAGAAUUUAGGAUAAGAUAAGUGAUAACAAUAAACCUAAGAGCUUCUAAUAAUUAAGUUACAACUCUCUAUCAACUAUUAAAGAGAGUGAAUUAAAGUCUAAUUUAGAUAGCAAAGUUAUUUCUGAAUUGUAGGAUAAUAAACUAUCAACUACGACUGGCAUUAACUCGAAAUAAGCAAAACAAAAGUAUGCUCUUAAUAAAUUUAGCUAAAAAAAUAAUGGCCUUUUUGGAGUAUAGAUAAUUAUCUUUUUAGAAUAUUUAUUGCUUUUUAUUAUAGGAAUGAUUGUAUUUAGUGAUUUUAUAGAUAUUUUGAAUCAUUUAUAUAUUGGUAAAGAUAGUUUUUUGUACAUAAACUGGAUGAGCAGUUUUAAUAAUAUUGUUAGCACUUCAAAUACUGAUUUAUCUGCUCAAUAACUCCUUAAACUCAAUUUUUAUGAAUUUUAAAACUUAGAUUAAUCAGUUGAAUUUAAUAAGUUUUUGAGCAAUGAGUUGAUGUAAUCUUCUUAAAGAAUGAAUUAGCUAAUAUAGGAAAUACACCAACCUAAUAGCUAAGAUUUAAUAACAUUUUAAAAAAUAAUUGAUAAGCCAACAUAACAAUAACUUUAUUCAACUAUUAAUAAAAAAUAAUUACUUAUAGAUAGCACUUUUAUUUAUUAGUAAGUAACUUAAUCUGCUUAUUUACACAUUGAAGCUAAUAAUUUGGAUUAAAAUAAAGCUGCUUAAAUAAAUGCUUAGCUGAACUUUUAAACCUUAAAUUCAUUAAUUUAUAAAAUCACUAUGAGCAUUGAUUCUGAUUUUAGAAACAAUUCUCAAUAAUAACAAAAUUUAUCACUUAGUAGACUCAUAAUAUUUGCAUCAGUCAGUCUAAUUAUUGCAAUUAGCUUUUAUCCUUGCCACAAGUAUAUCAUAAACAAAGAAUAGUAGAUUUUAAUGCUUUUUUCAACUUUUGAUAAAGAUAUGAUUAAGUAAAUGCAUUCUAAUUUACAAUAUUGUGAGAAAAUUUUUAAGUAAUGUUCUGUUUCUAAGAGUAAAGACUUGCAUUUUGCAAGAAGCAAAUCUAUAAUUUAAAAUGAAGCAUCGCCUGUAAAGAAAAAAAAUAUAAGCACAACCACUCCUUUAACAUUUUCACCUUUUAAGGUUAUUUUCAUAAUUUUUUUAGCAUUCACGUUAUUGCAAUUAGAGCCUUUAACUCAAUAUAUAGUAUCAUCAUAGUUUUACGAGGUGUGUUCAUACAGGUAUUCUCUUACAGUGAGUUUUCUCAAUCUUUAAUCCAUAAUUAUAGAGAUACUCUAAGGCAAAUAGAAUAUUUUCUUAUCGAAGCUAUUUCCAAGUUAUUCUAUAUUAGAUUACUCUUAUUUUGAAGAUUUUGCUAAAAAUAGAUCAGUAUGGGCAGAAGAAGAUAUAGUGGACUUUUAAAAGCAGCUUGGAAAUAAGGAUCUAUUUUCAAAAUUUAGCAAAUCAGAAUAUAAUAAUUUCUUUUUUUAAGCUCUCGAAAGUAAUGGGUGCAAAGCCAUUAACGAAAGAUAAUAAUAUUGGGAAGAUAUUUAAUUUAACUAUUAGUAAUGCUUGUAAUCUAGUAAUGGAAUUCUUGAAAAAUAAUAGCUAGUAGUAUUUGCAAUAAAUUUUGAUAUAAAAGAUAUUAAUAACAUGGCAAUUGAUAUCAAUAUUUAUAGUCUUUAUAUUUGGCUUUCUGAAGUAUUUUGA